AUGUCCUCUGUCACCAAGCUCACCGGAGCCGUCAAGUACGACGAUUGCCUCGAUAUGGAAGAGUCCCCCAUCGGUCAGCUUGCCCUCAAGCGUCUGUCUCCCAAAGAGUCCUACGACCGUGUCUACCGCAUCCGCCGCGCUUUCCAGCUUUCCAUCUCCCACAAGAUCCUACCCAAGGAGCAGUGGACCAAGGUAGAGGAGGACAAGCCCUACCUCCAGCCCAUUAUCGACCAGAUCAAGGCGGAGAUCAAUGAGAAGGAGGCUCUCGACUCCAUGGAGGUUGUCAAGACGCAUUAA
Messenger RNA from Parascedosporium putredinis, 297 nucleotides. The record is from the annotation of a GenBank genome assembly. NCBI's taxonomy places the organism in Eukaryota, Fungi, Ascomycota, Sordariomycetes, Microascales, Microascaceae.